This is a messenger RNA of Cannabis sativa, 628 nucleotides long. RefSeq names its product late embryogenesis abundant protein 18. The transcript has 2 exons. The coding region runs from base 71 to 448 and encodes 125 amino acids. The record is from RefSeq and is a predicted model, not a curated record. Gene Ontology annotation, biological process: embryo development ending in seed dormancy. Lineage: Eukaryota; Viridiplantae; Streptophyta; Magnoliopsida; Rosales; Cannabaceae.
AUCUAUAUAUAAAGUAAUUCAUAGAGUUUAAUAAAGAUAACAAAGAUAGAAAAAUAGCAAAAAUUAAAGGAUGAAGAGUGCAAAGGAGAAGGUCAGCGACAUGGCUAGCUCUGCCAAGGAGCAUGUAACCACAUACAAAGCCAAAGCCCAAGAAAAGGUAGAGAAAGCUUCAGCAAGAACAAAGGAGGAGAAGAAGAUGGCAGAGGAGCGUAGAAAAGCAAAAGAGGCUGAAGCCAAGAUGGAAUUACAUGAGGCCAAAGGGAGACAUGCAGCUGAGAAGCAGCACCACCAACACCACAUCUUACAUCAAGAUCCACCCCUUGUUGGCACCACCACCACUACCACCACUACCAAUCCCCUCCACGGCCACCAUGCCAACCCCAUCACUGGCGUUACUAACCCCACUUAUCCCACUGGAACUCACUUGCCAGGGCACAAGCAUUUGUAGAAGCUUUCAAUUCAUAAUAUAUAAAAUUAAUAUGCAAUAUCUUGUUUUUGUACUUUUGAAUUGGUUUGUCUUUAUUUUCUUCUUGUAUUAAGAUAUACCCUUUUAUUGUAUGUGAUAAGGGCAUCUAUUUUCUCUGUACUAUUUUUUUUCCUAUAUAUAGUAAGACCUAGUUUCCAUAAA